AUGUAUAUUAAGGCAGAACAGAAACCCCAACGAUUUGAGAGGAAGAAUGAAAAAUUAGACAGAAAUAAAAACCAUCACCUACCAAAUCUCGAAACAGAUUUUAAGGGUUACAACGUAAAUUCAGACUUAUGCAAGGAAGAACGAAAUGGAAAUACCGAGGAGACUUUGAACUCUUUGAAGUUUUUACAUAAACCUCAACGAGUAACUCAAAUGAGAGCGAACAGGUUCCCAGAGGAAGAAGUGCAAAGGAACACUGAUUUGAACAAAAGACUUUUCUCCGCAGGAAAUGAUGAAAACGUUGGGAACGAGAGCGGCUGGUCAAGAAGUGACUUUUCCAAGAAUCGAACUGGAGCAGAACGAUUGAAUGGCAGUACGAAACCCCCAUUUAAGAUAGAACUGCCUCCUUUGUCUCCCAAAUCCACCGUACCAAACUCUUUUCAAACUGAAUAUCCAGAGGCUAAAUCGCCUGGCAAUGAUAUGAAUUUUGAAUAUGAUGAAGAAAUUCUGAUUCCAUUUGCACCGCCUGUUUAUAAAAAGUCAGGGGAAUUACUGAAGAGCUCAUUGAAAAGAAGAUCAAAAUCAUUACCUACAACCCCAGGUAUAAGGAGUGGGAAUGGUGGUCAAGCAAGAGACGGUAGUCCAAUGUUGAUUAGGAGUAAGAGUGUUCAUUUUGAUCAAGCUGCACCUGUAAAAUAUUUUGCUGAGGAUGAAAGUCCUAUAAACGUUAAUAAAACUGAACAGCACGAUAAUCGCUUAAGCUUCAAACAUAAGGCAGUGAAUCUGAUGGUAGACCCAGAAGAAGAGACAAAAAUGCUAUCAUCUGGAUUAGAAACAACUUCCAUAGAUGACGACUUGACAACAGUUGCACCAAAAGGGUUUACACACCCUGCUAAAAUUUCAAGUCCAGGCAAUGGCAAAAGUACCAACAACCCUAAAUUAAGAAAAAGUAAAAGAUUUCAGAACCUUCUAAAGAACAGGACUGCAAUCCCACCAUCAAAAUCUGAUAAAAAAUCUAUGAACGGUGGCGGUUAUGAAGUUUCGAAUCGUAAUUUAAAAAAUUAUUAUGUUGUUGGGCUGUAUAGCAAGAAUUUCCCCAUUUUAAGCAACAAGAAUCCCAAAAGUUUAAAGCUGAACAUUUUUAUCAACUUAUCACAAAACAAGAAAGUUUUUCUGCAAGAAUUGUCAUUAUACAUUCACAGAGAUAACAAUUUCUUUUUAAAUCCAUCCUCAUUUAAUAAUAUGCCCAAUGGCCACAAAGGUAGUGACCGUGAUGGUCUGGCUAAGGGUUAUAACGCUGGCUGUACAAGAUUAAUUGCUGGAAGGAUACUAGUGAAAAACAUUUUCUAUGAUAAAAGAGUGGUAGUACGAUAUACGUGGGAUAGUUGGAGAACAACACAUGAAGUGGAGUGCGUUUACAUCAGUGAUGGGGAUGGAAUAUUACCGGGCACUAAUAUGGACAUUUUCCAUUUCAUUAUUGAUGAUGCCAGCAAAGUGGAUCCCCGCGGCAGGUUAGAAUUUUGCAUUCAUUAUUCCACACGUAACGACUCUGAGCGCGAAGAGUACUGGGACAACAAUAACGGGAAUAACUAUAAAGUGGAUGUUGUAAUGGAUGGCUUCAACGACCCGUUCGCGGCAGCAGCCUAA
Messenger RNA from Saccharomyces paradoxus, 1644 nucleotides. It is a transcript of the gene GIP2, whose product is annotated as Gip2p. The transcript has a single exon. Gene Ontology annotation, molecular function: glycogen binding; protein phosphatase 1 binding. Bases 1 to 1644 code for a protein of 547 amino acids. NCBI's taxonomy places the organism in Eukaryota, Fungi, Ascomycota, Saccharomycetes, Saccharomycetales, Saccharomycetaceae. The record is from RefSeq and is a predicted model, not a curated record. Gene Ontology annotation, cellular component: protein phosphatase type 1 complex. Gene Ontology annotation, biological process: regulation of glycogen biosynthetic process.